AUGUCUCUAGGCGGAAAGCAUGACUGUGAAUACGAGUCAGAUCCUCGACAAAACAAAGACCUCGCCAAUUCGCUCAUUGGCAAGAAUGUCAUCAUUGCCGGCGCCGGGCGCGGUAUUGGCCGCGCCACGGCCGAGUUCUUCGCACGCACGGCUGCCUCAUCCGUAAGCCUUAUCGCCCUCGAACUUCCUGAGGUGGAGGAAACAGCCCGCGUUUGCAAAGUCAUCAACCCAACCCUCAUAGUACGAACAGCCGCGUUCAAUGUUACCGACUUUGCCGCCGUGCAAGCAUUCGUGGACGGGACGGCUGAUGAUCUUGGAGGGAUCGACGUUGUUUUCAUGAACGCGGGCCGCCCCCCGCAGUUUCUACCAAUUCACGAGUCUGAACCGAAUAUCUGGUGGGACACAGUGGCUGUCUCUCUCCAGGGCUCAUUUAACUUUGCUCGGGCGGUGGUGCCGCUUAUGCGACAAUCGGCAAAAGGAGGCACAUUGAUCUUCACAUCCAGUGCUGCCGCGCACGUCACCGCCGGCAUGGGUGCGUACACGAUUGGAAAGCUAGGAACGAGUAGGCUCGCCGAGAUUCUGCACCACGAAAACAAGGAUGCCGGGAUCAAAACCUUCAGCAUCCACCCAGGCGUGGUCCGCACGAGGUUUUACACGGACUUUGCCGAGGCGGUGGAAGGAAACAUUAAGGACGACGGGAGUAGCUAUGUGUCUAGCAGAGUGCCAGGCGACGUGAAGUCAGCCAAGGCCGCAGUGAGUUUCCUCAAGGAUGUUCCCGCCGACACGCCGCAGAUGCCCGCGGGUAUGGUUUUGGUGCUGGCGAGUGGAAGGCUAGAUUUUAUGUCGGGACGUUAUGUAGAUUCUUCCAAGAAGGUGGAGGCGUAUCUUGCCGAUAGAGAGAGAAUUUUAAAGGAGGACGCUUACAGGGUCAAGAUAGUGAUUGGAACGGAUGAAUAUCUGCCAACUUGGAUGGAUUAG
Molecule: messenger RNA, 978 nt
Organism: Penicillium canescens
Lineage: Eukaryota; Fungi; Ascomycota; Eurotiomycetes; Eurotiales; Aspergillaceae
Product: SDR family oxidoreductase
Exons: 1
Coding region: 1-978 (325 amino acids)
Molecular function (GO): oxidoreductase activity, acting on the CH-OH group of donors, NAD or NADP as acceptor
Source: RefSeq, a predicted model, not a curated record